CGGAGAGCGAAGCGCGGGCGGCCUGCGGCGGCCGCAAGCCGGGGGCGGUGCCUGCUUCGCUGCCGCCUCCUCUUCGCGCAGCUCCAUCUUUGUCCAGUCGCAGCGCUUUGUUCCCAGCGCUUGUGCCCCGGCCUUCCAGGCCGACGAGCAGUCCCCGCGGCGAGCUGGCGUCGUCCUCGCCUCCCUCGCCGCCACCUCCCGCGCGCGGCCGGGCCUUGCCCCCCAUGGUGUCUCGACCCGAGCCGGAGGGCGAGGUCAUGGACGCCGAGCUGGCGGUGGCACCGCCGGGCUGCUCGCACCUGGGCAGCUUCAAGGUGGACAACUGGAAGCAGAACCUACGGGCCAUCUACCAGUGCUUCGUGUGGAGCGGCACGGCCGAGGCCCGCAAGCGCAAGGCCAAGUCCUGCGUCUGCCACGUUUGCGGCGUCCACCUGAACAGGCUUCAUUCUUGCCUCUACUGUGUCUUCUUUGGCUGCUUCACAAAGAAACAUAUUCAUGAACAUGCCAAGUCCAAACGGCACAACCUGGCCAUUGACCUGAUGUAUGGUGGCAUUUACUGCUUUUUGUGUCAGGACUAUAUCUAUGACAAAGACAUGGAAAUAAUCGCCAAAGAGGAGCAGCGGAAAGCUUGGAAGCUGCAAGGCGUUGGAGAGAAGUUCUCAACUUGGGAACCAACCAAACGGGAGCUUGAACUGCUGAAGCACAACCCCAAAAGGAGGAAGAUCACCGCCAACUGUACCAUCGGUCUACGCGGGCUCAUCAACCUGGGGAACACCUGCUUCAUGAACUGCAUCGUCCAGGCGCUGACGCACACUCCUCUGCUGCGCGACUUCUUCCUGUCGGACCGGCACCGCUGCGAGAUGCAGAGCCCCAGUUCCUGCCUGGUCUGUGAGAUGUCCUCACUAUUCCAGGAGUUUUACUCUGGGCACCGGUCCCCUCACAUCCCAUACAAGCUGCUGCACCUGGUGUGGACCCACGCACGGCACCUGGCGGGCUACGAGCAGCAGGAUGCCCAUGAGUUCCUCAUCGCGGCCCUGGACGUCCUUCAUCGGCACUGCAAAGGUGAUGACAACGGGAAGAAGGCCAACAAUCCCAAUCACUGCAACUGCAUCAUAGACCAGAUCUUCACAGGAGGGCUGCAGUCGGAUGUCACCUGCCAAGUCUGCCAUGGUGUCUCUACCACAAUAGACCCCUUCUGGGACAUCAGUUUGGACCUGCCUGGCUCUUCCACCCCGUUCUGGCCCCUGAGCCCAGGGAGUGAGGGCAGCGUGGUGAACGGAGAGAGCCACGUCUCGGGGACUACCACUCUCACAGACUGCCUGCGAAGGUUCACCAGACCGGAGCACUUGGGGAGCAGUGCCAAGAUCAAGUGCAGUGGCUGCCACAGCUACCAGGAGUCCACCAAACAGCUCACCAUGAAGAAACUGCCCAUCGUGGCCUGCUUCCAUCUCAAAAGAUUUGAACAUUCAGCCAAGCUGAGGCGGAAGAUCACCACUUACGUGUCCUUUCCCCUGGAGCUGGACAUGACCCCCUUCAUGGCCUCCAGCAAGGAGAGCAGGAUGAACGGACAGUACCAGCAGCCCGUGGACAGUCUCAGCAGUGACAACAAGUACUCCUUGUUUGCUGUUGUCAACCAUCAAGGAACCUUGGAGAGUGGCCAUUACACCAGCUUCAUCCGGCAGCACAAAGACCAGUGGUUCAAGUGUGACGAUGCCAUCAUCACCAAAGCCAGCAUUAAGGACGUGCUGGACAGUGAAGGGUACUUGCUGUUCUACCACAAGCAGUUCCUGGAGUAUGAGUAGCCUCAUCGCAGCUGGUCAGAGAAAAUGAAGGCAACAAACUGCGACCCUCAAGAAGCGAUCCCCAGCCUCCCCGACCUCAGGACACCACCUACCACACAGGCGUGCCCUGUGGGUCCCUCUGUCCUGGGACCCUCAGGGUCGAACCGACAAACACAGGUGGUGGGGGCUCAGGAACUACACAGAGAUACACCAUAUGAGGGUGUGCUUUGGCGGGGAGGAACAGAGUGGCCCUGUCACCAGGAGUCCCUGUGGUCCCGAGUAUGAGUGGACAGGGAGCCUCGGUACCAAGCAGCUGCUGCCUGGUGCUUCCUGGUGCCUCCAGUGGUCUCCCAGCUUGCAGUUUAGAAAGGUGCCCACCUGUCUUUUUUUUUUUUUUUUUUCUAGAGACAGAGUCUCACUGUACCGCCCUCAGGUAGAGUGCCGUGGCAUCACAUGGCUCACAGCAACCUCUAACUCUUGGGCUUACGCGAUUCUCUUGCCUCAGCCUCCCAAGCAGCUGGGACUACAGGUGCCCGCCACAACGCCCGGCUGCGCCCACCUGUCUUAAAAUCAUGAGUCCAUUAAAGCAGUGAGCAGAAAGACGAGGUGGUGUUCAGGGAGGCUUCACCGGCCCUGCCCUUCCUGAGGGUGGUGGUAAGCUGCAGAGUGCAGGACCCUUAGCCUCUGUGUUUUCAGCAGCCAGGAAGCAGCCCCCUACGCCUGUGGGACUGGAGACACUAAGUCGGUUUCUGAGUGUGUCUGUUCUCCAAGAUAACUUAGCAUCAAACUGCAUGUGGAAGCCUCUCUUGGUUUUCUAGAAAUAGGCAUUUUCUUAUCCCCCACCCCUUCUCUCUCUUAUUCCAUGAUGGUGAAUUUCAUAAAUGUAAUAAUAGCAAAGUGAGUGAAUUACUGAGUUGAUACUGAAAUUAGAUAGUUGCUCCUUUGUUCUCUAGAGUGAUUCUUGCUUUUACCUGGUGCUUGUUUGUUGCCCCUCAGCAUCUGCAUGUCUGGUCAGUGGCCUCGGGACACAGGGGUCUCUGUUAUCUUUGUCUCUGGGGUAGACGCAGCCUCUCCCGGGCGUUGACUGGCUCCCACCCUCAUGUUUUUCACCUUUGUCCUCUGUCCCAUCGCCCUCUGUCACUGCCUGGUGGCCAGCAUGCGGGACGCAGAGCUGAAGCGGCUCCUCUGCUCUGUGUCUGUGCAGUCUCGGGUGGUGGGAGCAGAAGGACCUCCUGAGGGAGCUCUAGGGCAGAGCUGAGGAAGCAGAGCAAAACGCAUCACUGCUUGUAAGAUACUUUGCAUGUACUAUCUCUUCAAACUCAAACUUAGAUCGUCUGUUUCUGAGAAAUUAUAGGGACAUGGGGGAGGAGGUGUUUUUUAAUAUAGUUUGUGGAGCAGCCAUCUCAAGCUGUGCUUGUCCUGGAAGCCCCCAUCUCCACCUGAGGUGUGGGCCCUUCAGUCCUGGAGCGCAGUCACCAAUGUGAAGGCUUUGCAGUGUUUCUCACGAAGAGCCUGGUGGUCGGCAUUGCCGGCUCUGUGCCCGUCUCCGCAGAUAGAUGAGUGUGGCUGUGUCUCAAUAAAGCUGUGUUUAUGGAUAUGAAAAUCUGAAUUAUAAAUACUUUUCAUAUGUCAAGAAAGUUUGAUUUAAAAAAAAAAAAACUAAAAUGAGAAAAAGCCACACAAAAGCAGAUAGGGACCAGCUCUGGCUUGCUAGCUAGUGAGGCUGGAAGUGAAAGACUUGGGGCAGAACCCCCCACUCUGCAUGGUAAUAUUUUCUUUCAGAAGGGUAGGGACAGCUCCGAACAGGAGACACUAGGGCAGGGGAAAGGCCACCACACCCUGGACCGAGUAUGGCACGAGCCUCAGUGAUGCAGGUUUGUAAAGCAUUUGCUGGAUUAAUUUUCCUUUAUAUUUCUGCACUUGGAGCAAGUGGAGGCAUGUUUUAAGAUGAGCACUAGUAAAUGUGGGAGGGCUUGAGUCAAAGAAGCUGGUCCCACAUGACCCUAUAUGACAGUGGGGGAGGGGUUGUUCUUGUCAGGAGGGUUGGCUGCAUGGCCCCCGGGGCGCUAAGUGCUGUCUGGUGCCACUGCUGUGCUGGGUGCUGUCCUUGGGCCUUCUGGUGGGGUGUCCUGUGGCUCCCCAGGCCCCACCCCUGUCCCUGUUGCUUGUGUUGGGGCCUCAGCUGCUCUAGGAACCUUAGUGCUGGUUAGGGAGAUGGAGUUGUUUCAUUUUUUGAAAGGCAUUAUGUUAAACUUUUGUAUCCAAAUUAAUUCCCCUCUGCCCUGGUGUUACCUGCACAUGGCACUAGGUCCUGUGUCUGACUGGAAUCCACUUUGUUAGGAACAGUUAUUCACUUGAUGGCUUUGGAAAUCUGUUCUUUUAGCUCACCGUCCAGCUAUAAAAUUAAGGAAAACAGUUUUCCUGUUCCUAGUGACCUGUGUGUCAGGCUGCUUGUCACAAAGUGUAUCUUACCACUAAGGGACUCGCUGGCUGGUGUGAGAAACAGCCGGGACUUUGGUGAAACUGCUCAGUAAGGUGGACGGACCCCUCUCCUCAGCCAGUGUGAGAGUUGUGAGUGUGGGGUCUGCUGGGGGCCAGGCUGGGCAGGAAGCAGGUGGCUGCUCAGCUGGGCCCCUCCCGGCCACCCUGGGCCCGCAGCGCCCCCGUGCUGUCGCGUCUCUGCUUGGCGUGUGUGCUUUUCAUCAUGUACGGUUAUUGUUCUUUUGACAAUUCAAGUGACUGUUUUCAUUUACUAUGACUUUGACAACAAAAAAUUGUAACGAUUUUGCUGUGGUUGAAGAUGUUAUUGCCAAGAUGUUUAUGCUUCUUUACACCCAUUGUUUUGGGGAGCUGUUUGAUUCUCUCCUCCUCCCCUACUGGCUUGUAGUCUUCCCUGUGUCAUAAUAAACCUACAAUUUAUUCUGAA
This is a messenger RNA of Nycticebus coucang (slow loris), 4707 nucleotides long. It is a transcript of the gene USP22, whose product is annotated as ubiquitin specific peptidase 22. NCBI's taxonomy places the organism in Eukaryota, Metazoa, Chordata, Mammalia, Primates, Lorisidae. Gene Ontology annotation, biological process: protein deubiquitination. The coding region runs from base 225 to 1802 and encodes 525 amino acids. The record is from RefSeq and is a predicted model, not a curated record. Gene Ontology annotation, molecular function: cysteine-type deubiquitinase activity; zinc ion binding. The transcript has 13 exons.